AUCUGGCGAGUCAGUAAAUAUUCGUGAGAUUUACAACACGCUGAAAAUAUUGGCUUUUGGCAUGGCGGCGACGGCAGUAUAUCGUUGGCGUACAUAGCGUGAAUUCGCGGCACGCUUUGUUCAUUGCACACAUUCCGUUGCAUUGUCAACGCCGCUAAGGACGCUAAGGUUGCAUUGAAAACGUUAAGUGUGUGUGUAGAAAAAGUAAGCGGGCUUACGUAAGCGACACAUAAAGCGCUUUUUAAAAGGGAACUCGCGAUUUUUUCUUCUACUUCUUCUUCUCAGCUUAAGCAAAAAACGCUAUUGUUUCGGGUUCAUUGUGUCAAAUAGUAAAGAGUGCAGAAGAAAAAAGUUCAAAACAAAAAAAACAUACACAAAAAACACAAGGUGCCAAGCAAGUUAUUUUGGCCGCACAUCAAAGAGACGCCGCCGAAAAAAAUAAAAAUAAAAAACAUUGCAACAGUAGCUGAAGAAUUAUUGUUAUUGCAGAAGAACAUCCGCCGUUUCGUCAACCUGUGAAUGUAUUAGGGUGCUUUACAUUCCCCCGUCCACCUCUACAGUCGCUUGUUGCUGGCCUCAUAACGCCGCUAAUUAACUGAAAAUCGCAUGCUGAAAUAUUCAUCCUGUCUAUUUGCGUUUGAUUGUGUCAUUGUUGUUGUAUUUUUUAUCAAUUUUUCUUUAAUUUUUGUUCGUGAUACGCCACGCCACACAGCCCAUUGUUGUCUGUGCCGCGCUCGUCGCAGAUCGCCACAGACACUGUGACGCCAUUGAAUAGCGUGUUUUUGUUGCUGUUGUUAUUGUUGCCAUUAUUUAACAGCGCAUCGUUAAUUGUAACAUCCGUCGUCGGUUCGGCUGAAUCGCCGCCGCCAUGUUGGUACCGCCGGAUAUGUUGGCAGCGCAAACGCGCAUGAUUUACCAGAUGAAUCGCUAUUGUGGGGAGCGUGUACAGGCGCGUAUGUUCAAAACCGCCACGGCCAUAAGAGAGAUUUGCAAAAUCGUGCAGGAUAUCUUGAAAGAGGUGGAAUUGCAGGAGCCGCGCUUCAUCUCCAGUUUAGUGGAGUGCAAUGGCAGAUUUGAGGGCGUCCAAGUGAUCUCGCCGAAUGAAUUCGAAAUCGUCUUGUAUCUCAAUCAAAUGGGCGUCUUCAAUUUCGUCGAUGAUGGCACUCUGCCCGGCUGUGCGGUGCUCAAGCUCAGCGAUGGUCGCAAACGUUCCAUGUCGCUGUGGGUGGAAUUCAUCACGGCUUCGGGUUAUCUCUCGUCUCGUAAGAUACGCUCGCGUUUCCAAACAUUAGUGGCACAGGCGUGUGACAAGAGUAUUUACCGUGAUAUGGUGAAAGUGAUCGGCGACACGACAGAGGUUAAGCUACGCAUUCGUGAGCGUUUCGUCGUACAAAUAACGCCGGCGUUCAAAUGUUCCGGUAUUUGGCCGCGUUCGGCCGCUCACUGGCCGCUACCACAUAUACCCUGGCCACAUCCGAAUAUUGUGGCCGAAGUGAAGACGGAAGGUUUCGAUUUGCUAUCGAAAGAAUCGAUUGUUAUGCAGAAUAAGAACAACAAUGCGGCGAUGGAGGGUGAUGCGUGGGUGCUGAGUUUCUUCGAAGCAGAAAAUCGCCUGCUGCAGGGCGGUUGUCGUCGUCGCUGUUUGAGCAUUCUCAAGACAUUGCGUGAUCGUCAUCUCGAACUGCCCGGCAAUCCGAUCACCGCUUACCAUCUGAAGAAUCUACUGCUCUACGAAUGCGAGAAACAUCCGCGUGACUUUGAAUGGGACGAACCAUGCAUCGCCGAUCGCAUCAACGGUAUCUUUCUACAGUUGAUCUCGUGUCUACAGUAUCGCCGUUGUCCACACUAUUUCCUACCGACACUCGACAUGUUCAAAGGCAAAUCGCCCAGUUCGCUGGAGCAGGCGGCCAAGCAGGUUUGGUGUUUGACGCGCGAAAUGUUAACCAAUGCAAAUGCUUUCGAGAAACUCUAAAAGGCCAACAACAACAAUAAAUAUAAUGUUAUAGUUAUAGCAACAACAACAACUACAGCAUAUUAACAUUAAGUAUAGCAUUUAAGAGGCGGAGGUGAGGAAACUGCUGGAAAGUAUAGCAAGCUGCAAAAUGCUUUGUAGCAGUAUACAUGAAUGUUUAUAUGUUUGCAAGUAUUUUUCACGAUUGCAAUGCGCUGAUAACGCUGAUAGCAUUCGGUGUCAAUUGGCUGCUGUGUGAGUGUCUCUCAAUCGACGAGUAUGGCGGCUGAUCUAGAAUCAUACAGAUGCAUACACAUAUACAGUUACAGCGCAUCACAUGCAUAUGUUGCAUGUUUAUAUUGUCCCGUGUGCAUGCUGCAUGUCACAUGCAUCUAUGUUGAAGUGCUAAAAAAUUGCAUUAGAUAAAAUCUGCAACAGAAAACUACUUCAUUUGUUCAAGUUGUUGUAUUCACGGCCUUCUGGCGCAGAGCCUCCGGCAGCCGGCAAAAAGUUAGAUUCGCAACGAUAGGGACGCGUGUACACGCUCAUGUAUUUAUGUUUGUCUGUUCACAAGCAUGCAUAUGUACAUAGAUGUGCCGCCGGAGAUAACGUCAUCUAUCGAUGGGAUUAUCCUGGCGUUCGAUAUCCAUUUUUUUGCAAUUUUCGCACUCGUCUUUUAUGGCACUUCGUGUAAAAGGUGCUGUUGAGGAUUUUGUAUGGAUUUCUUUUUCGCAUAUGUGUGGAUUAAAAUAUGGAUAUACACAUAUGUAUAUAUG
Messenger RNA from Zeugodacus cucurbitae (melon fly), 2727 nucleotides. RefSeq names its product protein mab-21-like. The record is from RefSeq and is a predicted model, not a curated record. NCBI's taxonomy places the organism in Eukaryota, Metazoa, Arthropoda, Insecta, Diptera, Tephritidae. The transcript has 3 exons. Bases 869 to 1972 code for a protein of 367 amino acids.